Hermetia illucens (black soldier fly) is the source of this 3799-nucleotide messenger RNA. It is a transcript of the gene Phm, whose product is annotated as peptidylglycine alpha-hydroxylating monooxygenase. The record is from RefSeq and is a predicted model, not a curated record. The transcript has 8 exons. Gene Ontology annotation, biological process: peptide metabolic process. Gene Ontology annotation, molecular function: oxidoreductase activity, acting on paired donors, with incorporation or reduction of molecular oxygen, reduced ascorbate as one donor, and incorporation of one atom of oxygen; copper ion binding. Bases 1424 to 2512 code for a protein of 362 amino acids. Gene Ontology annotation, cellular component: membrane; extracellular region. NCBI's taxonomy places the organism in Eukaryota, Metazoa, Arthropoda, Insecta, Diptera, Stratiomyidae.
UUUACCUGCGCUAGGUAGGUUGUUGGCAGGUGAGUGAUGUCGUUGGAGCGGAGCAACUAACCUUGAGUUCCAAGAUGUACUCACGAAGAGCGGUGCACAUGAAUGUCCACACGAUUGUAGUCUGUUCUCCGCCACUAACUCGUAUUAGAGGCCAAUAGCCAACUCUUUCAAGUUGGUACAUUUUACGUGAAAAACUGAACGGAAAUGUGAUUCUCACCCCCAACCGUGGUUGACGUCAGAAAUAGGAAAAGCGGAAAAUUAUCACAUAGUCAACAGACGACAAAUUGCGGGGCAUUAUCAGCUUAUACGCACAGUGAAUUCAUUAGUGUUGUUGUUUUUGUUGUAAGUGGCCGGAGAUAUCGUUGUAAAGUUGAAUGGAGUGACGUCACCCUUUCAGCUCUUCCCGGUCACCCGCCCGCCUCUUCGAUAGUACAUGUGGAAUGUGUGGAGUUACUGUUGCUGCUGGUGUGCAAUGUUGGGGUUUGGGGGAGCUUUCGCGUGUGGAUGCUAUUCCCCCCACGGAAACUUGCGCGUGACUCGGUUUUCUCUCCCGAUACCACGAAGGCAGUAAGAAACUUGUUUUUCUGUUCUCAUUUGAACUAUAGCCAACCGUGAUCUGGUCCACGAAACACUAAUUAUUGCAAAGAACAAACUAGGAAUGGAUUAGUAACGAAGCCAGAGAGCUUGCCAACGAAAGUGACGUCCCUCCCCUAAGGAAAGCCCCAAAAACCCCCGAAAAUAUCACGUCAUUUUCGUGGAUGUGUGGAAAUAUGCGACAACUAUACAAAAGCUAGCUUAAGCGGAUUCUUCCCUUAUCACCAACCAUAUCAUACGCGAAGUUUCGCCCGGAACGUUUAGAAGCAAGAACCAGUCAGCAGCCUGACGGUCCCAUUGAUAGUGCAUAGGCAUUUCGCAAGCAUAAGCACUCAUCCAUCAUCAACAUUUGCUCCCGCCACAGACGAAGAAAUUCCUGGAGACAAUCCCUGCGUAUCCACUCGACAUCCUAAAUUCCUGGCAGCAAGUUCCUACGUUUUGUCCGCAGUGGUUCGCGAGUAGAACGGAAAGUGCGUACGUGUCCGGCCUCGAGAAUUGGGAAAAGCCUGGAAAAUCGAUAUUCAAAUAUACGAAUUACAGUGAAGCAUCUACGAUACCAAAACGUGCGGCAAAUCGGCAGUCCAAUCGCGUUACAGUCGAUGGUGAAUUGAUCCACCAAACAGGAACCCAUUAGUUGCGCUUCGUGCUCCUCAACGCAGCACCCUUGCUCCACAGAACUAGCUGUGGUCGCAUUCCAUAUGGAGUAGCCGACGCUGGUUCCAUUAGCCAGUGUUCUAAUUGUUAGCGAGCCGUUCAGCGUUACGACGCAAGAAAGAGUUGUGUGAAGUGUACUUUGUUCUUGGUGCCAAAAUUUUGUAAUAAUUCCAUCAUGACGAUGGGAUGGUUCCAUAUGGCGGCGUUGGUUUCAUCGAUAGCGGUCGCAGUCGUUGGCCUUCGAGUUCAGCAGGACAUCAACGACGAUCCUAAUGAACUGCAAAAGGUGGACGGACAGUAUCCUCGCGGGAGGUUCCCCUUCCUCAUGCCGAACGUUCAUCCACGCACGCCAGAAUUAUAUCUCUGCACUCCCAUCAAAGUCGACUACACAAAGAACUACUACAUAAUUGGAUACGAGCCAAACGCUACCAUGGAUACAGCACAUCACAUGCUCCUGUACGGAUGCGGUGAACCCGGUACCACGAAACCUGUCUGGAAUUGCGGGGAGAUGGCUAGCUCACAAAAUUCAGACGGAGAAACAGCAACUCCUUGUGGUGAAAAUAAACAUUCCCAGAUUAUUUAUGCUUGGGCACGCGACGCUCCAAAAUUAGAACUGCCCGAAGACGUGGGAUUCAAAGUCGGCAAGGAUUCGCCCAUUAAAUACAUUGUGCUGCAAGUUCAUUACGCCAGCAUUGACAAAUUCAAGGAUGGCGGAACGGACGACUCUGGAGUUUUCAUCCACUAUACCAUGAAACCGCUAACGAAUUUAGCUGGAGUACUUCUACUGGGCACAGCUGGUGCCAUACCUCCAAUGGCAACAGAGCAUAUGGAAACAGCAUGUGAAAUCAAUGAGCGCAAAACAAUAUAUCCAUUCGCGUAUCGAACACAUACUCACGGUUUAGGAAAGGUUGUGGCUGGAUAUCGAGUAAGACAGGAUGAGCAUGGACGUGAUGUUUGGACGCAAUUGGGUAAACGAGAUCCUCUGACUCCGCAAAUGUUCUAUCCAACAGAAAACACAGAACCGAUUGUCUACGGUGAUCAGUUGGCUUCAAGGUGUACUAUGAAAAGUAAUCGACAUCGAUACACAUUUACAGGACCUACGAACGAGGACGAAAUGUGCAAUUUCUACUUAAUGUAUUACGUCAAAGAGGGAGAACCAUUGGAUAUGAAAUAUUGCUUUAGCCAAGGACCUCCGGCCUAUUACUGGCGAAAUCCUGAUGUUGGAUUGAACAACAUUCCAGACAAGGAAGCAAGCCUUUUGUAAAAUGUUUAUCUAUCAGGGAAAAAAUCGACCAUUAUUGUAGUAAAUUAUAACUACUAAAAAGUGGAACGUAAAUUCAGGCAUAAAACGAAAAUAUUUCUUCCAAAAAAUUAUGGUUAUAUUUGUCAAUUGGAUAAUGAAGAGUUUGGUAUCAGUCAAUGGAAUGAAUUUUAUUUUAAAUAAGAGUAUAAAAAAUUUUGAUAUAGAUCCAAGCUCAUUCCUGUUGCGUAGAAUAUGGGGAAAGUAUUUUUAACCCGAAAAAAAAACUGUAAAAGUUCCUUUUAUUUAGCUGAUGUUCCAGCCCCGCUUUGAGCUCAGUCAUUACAAUUUUUUUCCAAACAUGAAAUAUUCAAAUGUAAUAUUUUUGGAAGAAUAUAAAAAGAUACAAUUCAAAUGGGAAAUAAUGAUACCUGUAAUUAUUAUAUAACGGAAACUUCCUUAAAUAUCAGAAAAAAACCUCCAAAGCAUACGCAUAUCUACCAUAUACAUACCUUAACUACAAUCUACUAAUUAUUGAAACUAUUUGCUGUGAAACUAUAUGUGUAAUAUAUCCUGGAAAAAGGUCCAUAUUUUAAGUUUUACAAUCAGAAUUGUUUGUCUGUCUAUAUAAACUUUAAAUCGCUGUUAGUAACUUUAAAUUCUAUGUUUUAUUGAGAAUUGUGCAAUUUAGAGAAUGAUAUGCGUGUUUAGUGAAAAUUUUAAUAAACAACUAAAUAUGGAUGAAUAUGAAUAUGGUAGUAAAGGUAAUUAGAAGCACAACAAUUUAUAUAUUACUCUUAAAAUUGUCUUAAAUAUUCAAUUGUCCAGAUACGGUACUGAGAUACAUUUUUCCAAAACAUACACUAUUAUUUUACAGAAAAUUUAUGAUUCUAUUACAUAAAAGGAAAAGUAGAAUGAACAAUACGAACAUUGAAAGAAAAUAGAAUACAUAAAAUUAAUAAAACUCAAGAAUCUCUAAAGCUUUAAACUGGAAAAUUAUAUCAUCAAAGUAGAACAAUAGAAAAAAGUAGCUAAACGAAUUGAAAUAUAUUUACAAAAUAUUUUAUGGAUUGAGCAGAUGAUUAUGAAGGGUUCAUAAGUAUUCUGAGAGUAGUCAAUUUAAGUUAUACAAAUGAACGAUGCAUGUGAUUUACUUUUAUCUUUAAACUGAUUUUGGAUCUUUUUUUACCGGCUGCUUAUCGGUUUUUACAAUUUUCUUGUUCUAUUCUAAAGUCGAAUAUUUUAUUAACUUAAAUUGAAUUUUUCUGAUAUAUUAUACAUUUAUUUUUGAAUAAAUAUAUUUAUUUGCAA